Saprolegnia parasitica CBS 223.65 is the source of this 1539-nucleotide messenger RNA. RefSeq lists its product as hypothetical. Gene Ontology annotation, molecular function: protein binding. The record is from RefSeq and is a predicted model, not a curated record. NCBI's taxonomy places the organism in Eukaryota, Oomycota, Saprolegniomycetes, Saprolegniales, Saprolegniaceae. The transcript has 16 exons. The coding region runs from base 1 to 1539 and encodes 512 amino acids.
AUGGCGAUUGCCGACCUCUUUGGCCUCGGGAACGAGAGCAAGCUCGCCAAAGCGGCUGGCCACGGCGAUGCCGCCACGGUCUCUGCGCUGCUCAAGCAAGGCGUGAGUCCCAACGCCACCAAGCUCGGCUACCCCGCGCUUUUCAACGCCGCGUGGGGCAACAGCAUCGCGAUCGUGGAGAUGCUCAUCGAGGCCGGCGCCAACGUCAACCAGCGCGCCUGGUUUGGCACGACGCCACUUCUCGUCGCGACGGGCAAAGGCCACGCACGCAUCGUCCACAUUCUUAUUGCAGCCAACGCCUUUCUCAACAAGCGCGACAAGUGGGGCGGCACAGCACUCUUCCUCGCGGCCGAGCGUGGCAGCCUUGAGUUGACGUCGCUGCUCAUUGCUGCCAAUGCCAACCUCAACAAAGCCGACCACUAUGGCCGGUCACCGACGUUGAUCGCGGCGCAGCAUGGACACGCAGACGUCGUCGACGCCCUCGUCAACGCCCACGCCGACUACGACAAGCCCAAUCAUCACGGCGAGUCGCCACUCAUGGUGGCCGCCCUGGCCAACCACAUCGACACGCUGGUGCUCUUGCUCAACGCGGGCGCGGACGUCAACCAAUGCAACCGGCACGGCGAGUCGAUUCUGCUGCAAGCGGCGGGGAGAGGCCACGUCGUGGUCGUCGACCUCCUGCUGCGCGUCGGUGCCGCCAUCGACACGCGCAGUCUCAACGGCAGCUCAGCGCUCUUGGUGGCGAUCGCGGAGGGGCAUGUCGACGUCGUCCACCUCCUCGUGGACGCCGGAGCCGACGUCAACCAGUGCGACCAGAACGGCAUGUCGCCGCUGCUGCUGGCCACGUACCAUGGGCAGCUCGAGGUCGCCCUCGCCCUCAUCAACGCCAGUGCCGACCCGCACAUGACCAACAACUUGGGCUCGUUUCCGCUGCUGGCCGCCGUUUCCCAGGGCCACCAAGGGCUUGUGGACCUCUUCAUACAUUCGUCCGUCAACGUCAACCAAGCCACAACAGCAGGACACACCCCGCUUAUGCGCGCUGCUGACCUUGGCCACCUCUCGAUCGUGCAACUGCUCAUUGCCGCCAACGCCGACACCAACUUGGAGAGCCUUACGGGCGACACGGCGCUCAUUUUUGCGGCAUUUCGAGGCCAAUUUGAAAUGGCCCAACACCUCGUGGCGGCCCAAGCCAACAUCAACCACUGCAACAAGGCGGGUGUGUCGGCCGUGAGCCUCGCGGCCGCCGGUGGCCACGUCAACAUCGUCCACUUGCUCAUCGCAGCGAACGCUGAUAUCAACAAGUGCGACUGCAGGGGCGAGACACCGAUCUUCAAGGCCGCAAGGAAUGGCCACGCGCAGGUGGUGGAGCUGCUGCUUCUGGCUGGUGCCCAGAUCCACCAGCCGGACGAGGUGAAUCCGCUGGCCGUGGCGCGGCGACGGGGCCACCGUCACAUUGAACAGCUACUGGAAGUGACGCCGAUGGCAAUUCCUCUCGUGUCGAUCUCAGUGCCGACCGAGUCGACGCCGCUUGCCGUCUAA